Gorilla gorilla gorilla (western lowland gorilla) is the source of this 4557-nucleotide messenger RNA. RefSeq names its product RAB30, member RAS oncogene family (gene RAB30). NCBI's taxonomy places the organism in Eukaryota, Metazoa, Chordata, Mammalia, Primates, Hominidae. The coding region runs from base 1022 to 1633 and encodes 203 amino acids. Gene Ontology annotation, biological process: Rab protein signal transduction. Gene Ontology annotation, molecular function: GTP binding; GTPase activity. The record is from RefSeq and is a predicted model, not a curated record. The transcript is spliced from 8 exons.
UUGUGCUACGGUCUCUCCACCCCCUGCUGCUGCUGGGCUUGCGAUUGCCGCUCGCUCCAGCUGAGCUAAGUGUAGCAGCAGCACCAGGGCAGGGACUGACUCCAGCCCUUGGACUCAGGACAUCGCAGACCUUCCCUUGCGUGCGUGACUCAUUCGCACAUCCAUUUCUGUUUAUGCCUGGGGUGGGGAGAAAAAUCCCAAACCAGGCCCCCAGCAGACUGAAUGGUGCCCACCAACACUGGUGGUGGAUCUUCCACACCUGGUCCACUGAGACAUGCUUAUCUCCUCUGGAAACAGUCUUGCAGACACACCCCCAAAUAAUGCUUUAUUCUGGAGGCUGGAAAGUCCAAGAUCCAGGCGCCAGCAGGCUUGGUGUCUGCCGAAGGAUACUCUCUGCUUUUCUACUCUUGUGCCCUUUGGAUGGUGCCUUGUUCCUGCAUCCUCCAAAGGAUGUGUGGUCACAUGGUGGAAGGCACAGAAGGACAACUCACCCCUUCAAGCCCUUUUUAGACAGGAUUUCACUCUGUCUGGAGUGCAAUGGCGUGAUCACAGUUCACAGUAAUGCCUAACUUCUAGGCUCAAGAGAUCUUCCCACAUCAGCCUCCUGAGUAGCUAGGAGCAUAGACAUAUGACACCACACCUGGCUAAUUUUUAAAUUUCUUGUAGAGGUUGGGUCUUGCUGUGUUGCCUGGGCUGGUCUCAAACUCCUGGCCUCAAGCGAUCCUUCCUUCUUGCCCUCCCAAAGCACUGGGAUAACAGGCACAAGCCACCACGCCCAGUCCAAGUAUUUAUUUCAUAAUGCUGUAUCAUGUGGCUUCUCUGUUAGCCCUUCUCUAUUGGUAUAUAGAGGUUUUACUUCUCCCUCCAUCUUGGGGGUCAUCUUAGCCAGAUGUGGUGGCCCACACCUGUAAUCCCGGCACUUUGAAACUCCAAGGCAGGAGGAUCACUUGAGGGCAGGAGUUCAAGACCAGCCUGGACAACAUAGUGAGACCACAUCUCUACAGAAAGUAAAACUGUGUAAAUGAGUAUGGAAGAUUAUGAUUUCCUGUUCAAAAUUGUUUUAAUUGGCAACGCUGGUGUGGGGAAGACGUGCCUCGUCCGAAGAUUCACACAGGGUCUUUUCCCCCCAGGUCAAGGAGCCACAAUUGGAGUUGAUUUUAUGAUUAAGACAGUGGAGAUUAAUGGUGAAAAAGUAAAGCUACAGAUCUGGGACACAGCAGGUCAAGAGAGAUUUCGGUCCAUUACCCAGAGUUACUACCGAAGCGCCAAUGCCUUGAUCCUCACCUAUGACAUUACCUGUGAGGAAUCCUUCCGUUGCCUUCCUGAGUGGCUGCGGGAGAUAGAACAAUAUGCCAGCAACAAGGUCAUCACUGUGUUAGUGGGCAACAAGAUUGACCUGGCUGAAAGGAGAGAGGUUUCCCAGCAGCGAGCUGAAGAAUUCUCAGAAGCUCAGGACAUGUAUUAUCUGGAGACUUCAGCCAAGGAAUCUGAUAAUGUGGAGAAACUCUUCCUUGACUUAGCAUGCCGACUCAUCAGUGAAGCCAGACAGAACACACUUGUGAACAAUGUAUCCUCACCCUUACCUGGAGAAGGGAAAAGCAUCAGCUAUUUGACUUGUUGUAAUUUCAACUAAAGGCUGAGGCACGGAGAAGAAAAGGAAUCAGCAACUGCCCUGAUGGGCCAUGAGAUGCUGGGGAGAUCUGGCGAUGACUGUGGCUCCCGCUCUCUGACCUUCUGAUUCCUGUGGGCUCCUGAGCUUACAAAGCAUGGCAGGCCAAGGGCCUCGACCACAGGCCAGCAUUAGCAGAACAUAUAAUGGUUUCACCCUUUUCCAGUCUGGAGUUGGAGCAAGGAGAAAAUUGCACUAGGCACUCCAUGAUCUGCAGAGCAUGUUGCUUUUGUUUUUUUAAAAAGCAAGUAAAAGCGCAUUCCUAAACAGAGUCCAGGGGGAAAUGUACUGUAGGGAUCCCUCCUGCACAUCAGUGGGUGCAUGUGGGAGCUGUUCUUUAGGGCUUCGGUGGUAAUCAUCUGGGGGCCCUGGUUUUCUUGUCUACCAGAUAAACCAAAACUGGGAAGGCCAAGUACAGUCUCUGUGGUGCGUAUUGACGACCCCAUGGAGAUUUUGAAAAGUGUUAUUUCUCUUGUCCACAGGCACUUUCAAGAACUUUGGGAUGUAAAAAUGAAAUGAAACCUUUACCCAUGACCAACAGUAACAAUCAUUGUUUUAAUAAUAUAUACAAGCUCCAUAACUCCUUUUGGUGCUAAUGAUUCCGCUAUUUCACAGACCAAACGUUUUAGUACAUUAAUGUCCUUAAAUGUGUUAUAUAGAAAUAAAAAAAUGGGGGAAGUCCAUGAAUCAGCACUCUUUCUCAAAGUCUCAUUACUACCUUUUUAAAGGUGGAUUUUUGGGAAAAGAGAAUACUUUUCCUUUUAUGUUCCCCUCUGAAUCUCUACCACUUUCUUCUCUUGUCUCUCCAGCCCUUUAUGUAAAUGAAAACGUUUGCAAAAUGAAAAAAAUAAAUAAACAAAUGGUUGAUGAUAUUCUAAUAUAAAAACUUAGCUCUAACACAUUUUGAGUAGUAUGAGGAAACAGACCAGAUAUGACCAAAAUACUGUGGAUUAAGGGACUGUAGUGCAGGGCUCCUAGCAGAGCACAGUCCUUGAUAGUAGGUCACAUCUUUUACUUCCUGGUACUCUCCAUCUUGGACAGACCAAGGCUUAGGAUUUUGUAGAUUUUUUAGUAUGAUAAGUGAGAAUAGCAACAGAUGAAAAGUCUCACGACCCAUUUUUAUAUCUUCGAUGAUAACCUUAGAAAAAUUCUGCUCGUGGAAGCAGAUUGAACUGUCAUUUAUCCCCUCCUUCUUGUAAUAAUGUUACCUUCAGAUGCUUAACCAUACGUUCUUUCUUUUUUCUUUCUCUUUUCCUCUCUAUUUUUCUGGUCUCUCCUUUUCUUCUUCCCUCCCUCCCUCCCUCCUUCCCUCCCUCCCUCCCUCCUUCCCUCCCAUCCUUAUAUGCAUGUGUUACUGCAAAUCUCCAAUUCAAAUGGAGGUGUAUAUGCCUUUACUUAGCCAAUUUAAAAACAGGACUCAAAAUGGGAGAUGUGCUGCUGAAUAUGUGUUUCUUUUUCUUCAGUGCCAUACUUUGAUAGCUUCCAAUUUGUUCACUGAUAUAAAUGCAAAUUGGGAAAAUAAUUAAACCUGUAUGCUGUUGAUGCUGUCAGAUGUUUCUGUAGCUUGCUGCUUAGCAUAACUGAGGGAUGAGUAAUGGAAUAAGGAUAUGAUGUGUAAUUCCACUGUUGCUGUAGAUGGUGACAAUCUCAAUUCUGAUAUGUUGAUGUUUGAAAGCUAUUUAAUUGUAAAGAAAUGAGUCAUGUAGAGACAUGAUGUGGAUAAAGCAUUUCUGGCAUUUCUCUAGCAGGUUCUAGAUUGACCAGUGUCUUGCACAUGAGAUUAUGCAUAUUUUUUAAGGGGCUGAUACUUUUGGUUGGCUUCACUGUUUUUCCUGAUCCUGUGGGAAAGAGAAAGGCAUCCCAGAAGUUUGACUUGUUUUUCUUUUAGAAUCUGUCUCUGCAGGAAAGAAAAGUCAUUUUAAUAAAAACCAAAAUAAUUUAUAAUAAUUGUUGCCUUUCCCUCCCCAUCCUCUCCACUAAGCCAGCAACUAAAUGUAUUCAGAAAACAAGUUAAUCAAGGAGGGCAGAAGAAUUUUUUUUAAACUGUAAGGAAAUGUUCCUAAGUUUAGAUUUAUUACCUGUCAUUUAGGGCAAAAAUCCAGUGUCCCCAGCACAUGAUGACCCAACUUUGUCUCACGGUUGCAAGUGUGUUGAAAAUAAAGUUGCUUUGUGAACCUAGAGGAAAUGGCUGUGUUAGAUUGGACUGAUUUAGUUGCAAAAUAAUACCUUUUAGGGUCACACUUGUAUUAUUCCCUAGGGUUUAGCCUUCUCUAUAUACCCUUGGCCAGACUCAGAAGGGGAUUAAAAAGCUCUGGUCUUGGCCUCUGUCUUCCUUGUUGCUCCUCCCAGCCUUUCCAUAACUUACCCAUCCACAGCCCAUCAGCAGGAACACAUGAGAAUGUGGGACUUUGUUUCUUUUUUUCGUAGUUGUAUGAAUUCCAGAUUAGGCCUUAUGGAUACUUGUCUACUAAUAUAUCUGAAGUUUGAAAACAAUCCCUGACAAUAUUGUAGGUGCAAUAAAUAUUAGUCAAAUAAACAUUUAAGUGCCAAGGUGGGGUGGUGGUGGUGGGGGGAGCUUUUUUUGAUUAAACAGAAAUUCCUUCAAGUAGAACUUGAGAAAGGACACUAAAUACAGUCAUCUUAACCUAGGCCAGGACCUAAAUUUAUUGGUUUGCCUAACAGUCUUAUUGUCAUGGCAAUAUUUGCUAAGAUGAGCCUUCUUUAGAUAAAAAUGAACUCUCAUUUAGUGGUGGAUGAAAAAAGAGGAAUUGCUUUAUCAUAUAGUUUAAUUUGGCUCGGUCUACUAAGACCACCAGGGUUGAUGUAUUCCUCCAUUUUUGGUGUGAUCUUUUUCUUCAUUCAAUAAAGUUAUUAAAUAUAUGGCAAAA